Messenger RNA from Phascolarctos cinereus (koala), 2878 nucleotides. It is a transcript of the gene MAGT1, whose product is annotated as magnesium transporter 1. NCBI's taxonomy places the organism in Eukaryota, Metazoa, Chordata, Mammalia, Diprotodontia, Phascolarctidae. The record is from RefSeq and is a predicted model, not a curated record. Gene Ontology annotation, cellular component: oligosaccharyltransferase complex.
CCUUCCAUCCCCGGCAGAGGAAAGUUUCACUCGGGCUGGCUGCUGCUGGGAACAGAGCGCAGCGGAGCAGCCAUGGCUGUUGGUUGGCGAGUUUGGUGCGUGCCGGCGGUGGCGGCGCUGGCGCUGGCGCUGCUCUUCGUGGCUUGCCGCUUCCCCUCUGCCUCUGCCUUCCGCAGAAAGGAGAUGGUGUUGUCAGAAAAGGUUAGUCAGCUGAUGGACUGGACCAGCAAGAGAGCAGUGAUAAGAAUGAAUGGAGAUAAGUUCCGCCGUUUUGUCAAGGCAUCACCAAAAAACUACUCAGUGAUUGUGAUGUUUACAGCUCUCGAACCCCAUCGACAGUGUCUGGUGUGCCGGCAAGCUGACGAAGAGUUUCAUAUUUUGGCCAACUCCUGGCGAUAUUCCAAUGCAUUUACCAACAAGAUAUUUUUUGCUAUGGUGGAUUUCGAUGAUGGGUCUGAUGUAUUUCAGAUGCUCAACAUGAAUUCAGCUCCAACUUUCAUGAACUUCCCUGCCAAAGGAAAGCCAAAACAGAGUGAUACAUACGAGUUGCAGGUUCGAGGUUUUUCAGCUGAACAGAUUGCCCGGUGGAUAGCUGAUCGAACUGAUGUCAAUAUUCGAAUAAUUAGGCCUGCAAAUUAUGCUGGCCCCCUCAUGUUAGGAUUGCUUUUGGCUGUUAUUGGUGGCCUCGUGUAUCUUCGAAGAAGUAAUCUCGAUUUUCUUUUUAACAAAACUGGAUGGGCUUUCGCAGCUUUGUGCUUUGUACUUGCCAUGACGUCUGGACAGAUGUGGAACCAUAUAAGGGGACCACCGUAUGCUCAUAAGAAUCCCCAUACAGGACAGGUGAAUUACAUUCAUGGAAGCAGCCAGGCCCAGUUUGUAGCUGAAACACACAUCGUCCUUCUGUUUAAUGGUGCUGUUACUCUGGGGAUAGUGCUGUUGUGUGAAGCCAUCACAUCUCACAUGGAUAUUGGAAAGAGAAAGCUGAUGUGUGCCGUGGGCAUUGUGCUGGUCGUAGUGUUUUUCAGUUGGAUGCUGUCUGUCUUCAAGUCCAAAUACCAUGGCUAUCCCUACAGUUUCCUGAUGAAUUAAAAAGAAGUGAAUCAACGCUGGAACAUUAAAGCUUGGAAAUUGUAUAUAUUGUAUUGGAACAGUGCAAAAUGUGUAUGGUUCAUAUUACCUCUCUUGAAAAGGAUUGAGAUUGUGUUAAAAAAUUGAACCAAAGAGUGACGUGUAGUGCCUUAAUGUUAACAAGCAGUUUGCUUUAAAAGUCCGUGCAGUGUUAGGACAAAUUUUCCUUCUGUAGUUAACCUCCCCAUCCCAGUGAGCUUUAUGAAACAGUUAACCUCGUGGAAUUCAGAGUUUUUUAGACAGAGUAUGUUUUGGGAAUAAAAGAAAAUCUUCUAGUAGCACUAUUUCAGUCUAAUUUGAGGAAUUCCUUUUUGUUAAUUUUUAGUCACCUGAUAAAAUAUUUUUCUACUCCAGUAUGAAGAGAUAUCUUGAUCAAUCUUUAUCUGUCCAGCAAUUUCAGGUAACUAUAAUAAACAUCCACUCCUCAUUCUCCCUUUCUUCCCCCAUGGAAUUGAUGCUUUGCACAUCUGUCUUUUAGGUUGAGAAAUGAGAUGUGCUGUGUUGCCUCCUAAAAACAGAAAACACUCCCCAUGUGUACAGACCUAGGCUCCUUAAUGGAUAUUUUGCUCAGGUCUUUUCUCCUGAAGCACAUUGCUAUGGAGCUUUGGAUAGGAAAAAGUCACAUAAAAAGUCAUCUCUGGGUGCUAAUAAGCAGUCUUAUACCUAGAGCUUUCAGGUGAAUUCCCUUUCCCAAUUUUUCUUUAAUUCAAGAAAACUCAUUUAAAACAUGUCAGCUUUGUAAUAAAUUAGUCCAACUUCCUAAUUAAAAAAAAAUCAUCCUAAUUUGAAGUUACUUUGGGGGUCACCAUAGUAGUUCACAGAGUGAACCUAAACACUUUCUGAUUGGGACAAAUUUCCUUGAGACUUUGUCUACUUUAGGACAAAGUGUUUGGAAGAUGAUUAAAUAAAGUGACAAUUAUGAGGAUUUCUGGGAAACUACAUGAUCAGUAAUUUGUAUGUGACAAGUAAUACAUGAAUGAAUAUGUUUAAUUAUAUGAUGAAUUUUUUUCAUUUCAGUUACGCUUACUAAUUGAUGCUAAGCACGACGCCUAGUGACUGUCAAUUAUCCAGUGGUUGGGGUGAACAGGUAGUCAGGCCCUACUGUGCUAAGUUGUUUAAUGUAUGCUAACUAAUUGGGUUAAAACUAUUUUUUUCUGUUUAAAAAAAUCUCCUGCCCAUGGGCCAUCCAUUGGGCAUCUAGUUUGUCUCGGUUGCUGCCUCUGUAUGUAAAUGAAGGGCCCUAGAAAACCUGCGGUACUUCUAUUUUCCACCUUUUCCUCCUUCCCCAAGUACAGGGCCAGAACAGUUGGCUUUUUGGUGUUCAUAUUCCCAGCACUUUGCACAUGGUUGGCACUUAAUGGAUGCUUGUUGAACUGAACUGAAAUUUUUUUUUUCCUCCCAACAUCUUUAAGUACAAGAGCAAGAUAAAAAUUCAGUAUUUCAUCCUUGCCUUUCUUCGAUGAAUGAAAAUAAUAGAUAAAAGUUAGCAAAUGAAUUGUUGUAACUCAAAUGAUUGUGCUCCCUGUUUAAUUCUCCACAGUGGUUACUAACUUUCUGUGAGAAUUUAAUUCACUAUUUACCAUUAGGUCAAAAUACAUAUUCUCUUCAGUAAUUGGUGAGAAAAGCAAAUACAGUGAUGGUGGGAGAGAGGGAUGUGGACGAGUGUGCUAGACUGAAAGUGAAGUCCUGCCUUUUUUUUUUUUUAAAGCUGUGACUGUCGACUGCCAGCUGUUGUUCACCUUCCCCAGAG